CAACAACAAAAACAAAAUAAAAAAAAUUACUAAAAGUUCAAAUGCUUGUUUUGUAUAGGCUACCUCUGACUCUGAAGGCUUGUCAAGUGUGUAUGGCUUCACAAUAUAAAUCCCUUUGCUGGCCAGUUCACUGUUCCUUCAUGAUGAUAGUUGGGCAUUGAUUUGGUCCAGUCAGUGGGGACUUGCAGUGUACAGCUGGUUAGAUGUCUCUUGGUACAUUCACAACAUUCUCUACAGAUUGACCAAUAAGUACCUAUUUGCUUCAAAGUGAACGGAGGACGAAGGACGUGUUAUUUCGGACUGGCAGGCCCACCAGAAAAAUGUCGAGAGAGUCAAAGCUCAAGGGAAGCAAAAUUCCCCGUUACACAGGUUGGCAGAAGGCCACACCACAGGCAUCCCAAGCCAGACUUGUCGCCACUGAUUCUAAGAUCACAAAUAAGAAGGACAGGUCGGACGAAAUCCCAAAAUGCCGGAGACAGAUACUGAAGGAUGAAACUUUUGAGAAAGAUAUGAAAGGUUUGAAAUUUGAACCUGAUGAAGAAUCUUUAAAGAGUAUCCUUAACAACCAAGGAAUAAGGCCAGUCACUGAUGAACGCAGGAAUACUACAUCAGCUUCGGGACACAGAUGUUCUGUGUACUACCAGCCGUCCUCGUCACGGAUGUCGCUCAUAGAGUCUCAGGCUGCGUUUAAGAAGAACAUGCAACUUCACAUGGAAGUGAUGAGGAAGUUGAAUAUAGGAACACCAGCACCCAAGAAACAGCAAGAUGCACAAAAGUCAGAGAAUAGUGGUAGUACUCACAAGAGACCUUGCUCUGUGUACUUUUCCCUGAAGGCAAAGCUUGAAAUGACACCCCCUACAAGGACUUCCAACAGUCUCCAAAACACUCCUAAAACCAAUGAUCGUAGAACGGGUUUCCCUAGAAACUGCCUCACGGAAAUAAAGGAAAAUGUGAUCAGCAACAAAUUGUCAGAAAGACUUUUAAGUGAAGAAAAGAAGCUGAGCUUGUGUGAUAGACAUAAGUCUGAACUGCAUAGGUUCACACUCUGUGACAGACAUUUGAAUGAGCAGCAGAAUCUCAGUAUGAAGGACAGAGGGGCUGACAGUGUUACAGGGAAGAUGAAUAAAACUGAAUCUGAGGGUGACACAACUACCGAAAAAAUUCCUGGCAGUUCUGUUUUACGGAAAGAUGUGGCAACUUCUCUCGCUCCUCUUAAUGAGGAAAAUGAAUUUGCUGAUGACAGGUCUACGCAUGAAAUACUCAAUCCAGCUGUGGUUAGUAUGAAUGACGCGAGUGCCUCAAGCGUAACUCACCUAGUGUGGUCGAGCCAGAGAACAGUCUGUACGCCAACCAACUCUGUGUCGACUGUUAUGGCCAACUCUGGUGAUUUUUCUCGGGUCAGAGAGUACCCACAUGGCUCUACAUCUGCCUCAAUGGUCUCUGGCACCCCCCACAGGCUUGACUUUGGGGAAGAAAUGCCAGGGGCUGCGGCAUCAUCGUCUGCGAACGUUGCACAAAAUGUGACGCCUCGCCAGAGAGUGCUGAAUGGUACCGAGUGUGUGAACGGUGUGUGUAGGACUCCUGUUACUCGAGGCAAUAGCUUAAACACAAUCCAUGGUCUCAGACGAGGGGCCGGUACUCCGACUUUCCAAGCCUGGACGCCUUCCCCUGCCCCAGCCCGCGUGACUAGCGUGUCAAAAGGAGGGAUGGGAGGGCUGCCUGGACGAACGCCCGUACUCUCUUCCUGUCUGAAGAAAAAGCUCUCCCUUGAUUUUGUCUCCAGGUUGGCCAGACGAUACAGCAAGGGACACAAUCCACCACAAAGAAGAAACUGCGAUGGUUAGACGUAUCAAGCCAGUAGUUUACAGACAGGUAUUGUUGGUUGUCGAGUGACCGGAUUCGUCCAUCGAAGAGAAUAAGCUGAGCUAAACAAAAUGGAGUACCGGCUCAAGACGUCGGCGGGAGAAGCUGCUGUAGGAUGUCAUAGUUUUUGGCUGAGCCUGAAUAAAGUGAGAAUAGAGGACAACUCAUGACUACUACUUGACA
This is a messenger RNA of Aplysia californica (California sea hare), 2046 nucleotides long. RefSeq lists its product as uncharacterized. The transcript is spliced from 10 exons. The record is from RefSeq and is a predicted model, not a curated record. Lineage: Eukaryota; Metazoa; Mollusca; Gastropoda; Aplysiida; Aplysiidae. Bases 321 to 1844 code for a protein of 507 amino acids.